This is a messenger RNA of Chironomus riparius, 1305 nucleotides long. Lineage: Eukaryota; Metazoa; Arthropoda; Insecta; Diptera; Chironomidae. The record is from the annotation of a GenBank genome assembly.
AUGUUUUGCUUACAAAUUUUUAUUGGUUCACUAAUUUUGAUAUGCAGCACAUUUUGCCAAAAUUGUGAAAGAAAUCCUAACAAUGCAUCAAUGUGUACCUUUAGUGGAAUUCAAAGAAGCAUGCAAAUGGACGAGCUAACAGAUUCUAAUCCAGAUGAGAUUAAAAGAAUCAAAUUUGUCAAUUCAUUCAUAAAUCGGAUUCCAAUUAAGUUGACAGAAAUUUAUAAAAAUUUAGUAGACUUGGAUGUGUCCAAUAGCUUAGUAUGUGUUCUUCGUGAUCAAUAUUUUAAAGGGGGUAAACUGCAGAAGCUCAAUGCAUCGGGCAAUGUUAUUAGCUAUUUAGAAUCUAAUAUCAAUAAUGUGCUUCAAAACUUAGAAGUUUUAGACUUGUCACGAAAUCGAAUACAAGUUUUGGAAGAUAAUGUGUUUUAUUACUUUACAAAAUUAAAAUAUUUGAAUCUUUCACAUAAUGAGAUAAAGAAGCUUCCAGCUAAUUUCACAAGCUAUACAGAUAAUGUGAAUGUUUUGGAUCUAGGCAACAACCAAAUAUCGUCAUUGGCUGGUGACUUUUCAUCAAAAAAUAGUAGAUCUAAUGCAGUUAACCUAAGUAACAACCUAUUAGUGUCAAUUGAUCCAAUGUCGUUCAAAAACUUGUUUCGACUCAACAUUAAUUUUAAUAAAUUGGAAAAGAUUAUUAACUUUCAAGGAACAAAUAUAAAAGAAUUACUUAUUUGUGGGAAUUCACUUCAAUUACUUAUUAUUAACAAACAACUAGUCAUUUUGGAUGUUUCAUAUAAUAAUGGAAACUCAUUGGAAAUUGAUUUCGGAAGUGAAUCAGCUCUAGAAUGUUUAAAGUUAUCAAAUCUGAAACUUUUCGAUUACACAGACAUUCUAGCCAAUAUUUCAAAAUUGAACAAUUUAAUGCAUCUGGAUUUAUCGAUGAGUAAUUUGACGACUUUUGAUUUUGACAAUAAUAUGCUUCCAAAAAGCAUAAAGGUCUUAAACCUCAUGAAUACGCAACUGAAAGUUUUAAAAAAUUUUAAAAAUAUUUUAACAGCUGCGCCAAACUUAAAAGAAAUCAUAUUAAAUGGAAAUUUUUUGAAAGACAAGGAACUUUGGGAUAUUUCGAAGAAAUUUGGAAUUAAUGUAACAGGAUUAGAAAUAACAGAUGAGACAAUUACAGAAGAAAUUAAAACAAAAACUAUUUUAUUCUCCGACCAUAAUAUCAUAAUAAUCGUUGCAGUAUCUAUGAACAUACUUCUUUUUAUCAUAAAUUUAUAUUUGACUGCCACACUACAUGCAUGA